AUGGAAACGUUAAACUGCAAACAUCAUCAUUGGACAACAUUCUCAUCGUUUUCAACAUUAUCAGUACAAUUUAUCGCAAUAGCUUCAACUCUACAAAAUAACGUUCUCAAGGUUCCAUUAACAAGUUCUCCUCAUAUUGUAACUAUAAUAUUAAUAUUUACUUAA
This is a messenger RNA of Dictyostelium purpureum, 165 nucleotides long. RefSeq lists its product as uncharacterized. The transcript has 2 exons. The coding region runs from base 1 to 165 and encodes 54 amino acids. The record is from RefSeq and is a predicted model, not a curated record. NCBI's taxonomy places the organism in Eukaryota, Evosea, Eumycetozoa, Dictyosteliales, Dictyosteliaceae.